Aphidius gifuensis is the source of this 360-nucleotide messenger RNA. RefSeq names its product cyclin-dependent kinases regulatory subunit (gene Cks30A). Gene Ontology annotation, molecular function: protein kinase binding; ubiquitin binding; histone binding. NCBI's taxonomy places the organism in Eukaryota, Metazoa, Arthropoda, Insecta, Hymenoptera, Braconidae. The coding region runs from base 83 to 319 and encodes 78 amino acids. Gene Ontology annotation, biological process: regulation of mitotic cell cycle. The transcript has 3 exons. Gene Ontology annotation, cellular component: cyclin-dependent protein kinase holoenzyme complex; SCF ubiquitin ligase complex. The record is from RefSeq and is a predicted model, not a curated record.
UUUAAUAAUAAUUUAUUAUCAAAAUAGUGUUGUGCAUUUGUGUUAUCAAAUUAAUUAAGCUUAAAAAAAUUGAUUAAAAAAAAUGUCAUCUAUUUACUACUCCGACAAAUACUACGAUGAUGUAUAUGAGUACAGACAUGUUGUUCUUCCAAAAGAACUGGAAAAAAAAGUACCAAAAACUCAUCUUAUGUCUGAACAAGAAUGGAGAGCACUUGGUGUACAACAGAGCAAAGGAUGGGUACAUUAUAUGACUCAUCAACCUGAACCACAUAUUCUUCUUUUCAAGAGGAAAAUUACAAGUCAACCACCAGAAAAUUAAUUGUUAUCUUAAAAAAUAAAAGAAAAAACAAAAAAAAAAAA